Sesamum indicum (sesame) is the source of this 1855-nucleotide messenger RNA. Lineage: Eukaryota; Viridiplantae; Streptophyta; Magnoliopsida; Lamiales; Pedaliaceae. The record is from RefSeq and is a predicted model, not a curated record.
AGAGCUGUCAGGGCUCUUGUAAGUGUGGCGGUAACUUGGCCAAAUGAAAUAGCAAAAGAGGGUGGUGUAAGUGAGCUGUCCAAAGUCAUACUUCAAGCUGAUCCAUUACUCCCUCACGCCUUGUGGGAGUCUGCCGCAUCUGUGUUAUCUAGUAUUUUGCAGUUUAGUUCUGAGUUCUAUUUGGAAGUCCCUGUUGCGGUGUUGGUUAGGUUGCUUCGUUCAGGAACAGAGGCCACAGUUAUUGGUGCACUAAAUGCUCUUCUGGUGUUGGAGAGUGAUGACUCUACCAGUGCUGAAGCAAUGGCUGAAAGUGGGGCAAUUGAGGCUCUUCUAGACCUUCUUAGAAGUCAUCAAUGCGAGGAAACAGCUGCCAGACUACUUGAGGUGUUGCUGAACAAUGUCAAGAUCAGGGAAUCUAAAGCUACCAAAUCUGCUAUUGUACCAUUGUCUCAAUACCUUUUGGACCCGCAAACACAAGGUCAGCAGGCAAGGCUACUGGCAACCCUUGCUCUUGGUGACCUAUUCCAGAAUGAGGCACUUGCUCGAACAGCAGAUGCUGUUUCAGCCUGUCGGGCAUUAGUGAAUCUGCUUGAGGAUCAACCCACAGAAGAAAUGAAAGUAGUAGCUAUAUGUGCUUUACAAAACCUUGUGAUGUACAGCCGGUCAAAUAAAAGGGCUGUUGCUGAAGCUGGUGGUGUUCAGGUUGUGCUCGAUCUGAUUGGUUCCAGUGACCCUGAAACAUCAAUACAGGCAGCAAUGUUCAUUAAACUUCUUUUCUCUAACAAUACCAUUCAAGAAUAUGCUUCAAGUGAAACUGUGAGAGCUAUAACAGCUGCAAUUGAAAAAGACUUGUGGGCUACUGGCACAGUAAAUGAGGAGUAUCUGAAGGCUUUGAAUGCACUAUUUGGCAACUUCCCCCGUCUUAGAGCCACGGAACCUGCGACUCUAAGUAUUCCUCAUCUGGUCACCUCUCUUAAGACUGGCUCAGAGGCAACUCAAGAAGCUGCCUUGGAUGCUCUAUUUCUUCUCAGGCAAGCUUGGUCUGCAUGUCCAGCUGAAGUUUCUCGAGCGCAAUCUAUUGCUGCUGCAGAUGCAAUACCCCUUCUACAAUACUUGAUCCAAUCAGGGCCUCCACGGUUUCAGGAGAAAGCAGAAUUUUUACUGCAGUGUUUGCCUGGGACACUAGUGGUGAUAAUCAAGCGGGGAAACAAUAUGAGGCAAUCUGUUGGGAACCCGAGCGUAUACUGCAAGCUAACCCUUGGAAAUACUCCUCCUCGGCAAACCAAGGUUGUAUCAACCGGUCCUAAUCCAGAGUGGGACGAGAGCUUUGCAUGGUCCUUUGAAAGUCCACCCAAAGGCCAAAAGCUUCACAUUUCAUGCAAGAACAAGAGCAAAAUGGGGAAGAGCUCAUUCGGAAAGGUAACCAUCCAAAUCGACCGUGUAGUUAUGUUAGGUGCAGUGGCGGGCGAGUACACGCUGCUGCCUGAAAGCAAAAGUGGGCCUUCAAGGAACCUGGAAAUAGAGUUCCAGUGGUCUAACAAGUAGCAGCACAACUAAGGAAUUGUUGGCAAAUCUGCAGCAAAGUAAAUUUCAUACGCGAUUCACAGAGUUUUGGUCUAUUUGUUUUCCCCGUUAUACUUAUCGUGCUAGUGUAUAUAUAGUUUUGGCAAUCUUGUUAGCAGUUCUUCCAGUCGUGAAACGGCGUUUUCUUGAUGUAUUCUUUUGUAAUCUGAGUCAUUUUCCUUUUGAAACCCAUAUGGACUGAUUAUGGUUAGCUUCUUUCUAAUUUUUCUUUUGUAACUAUAUUUGUGCUAUUUUUGAAAAGUUGAGCAAGAAAUGAUUUGUGAUUCUGGAA